Molecule: messenger RNA, 1581 nt
Organism: Volvox carteri f. nagariensis
Lineage: Eukaryota; Viridiplantae; Chlorophyta; Chlorophyceae; Chlamydomonadales; Volvocaceae
Gene: pgm4
Product: phosphoglycerate mutase
Exons: 9
Coding region: 1-1581 (526 amino acids)
Molecular function (GO): phosphatase activity
Source: RefSeq, a predicted model, not a curated record
AUGACAGGCGCUGUCCCAGGACCGGGCGACAGGCUUCGCGCAUCAUCGGUCGCCAUUUCCGGUCCAGCCUCCUUAUCGCUCUGGAAUGGCAUCGACGAGUUCACGUGCUUCAAAGAUCGCAUUGAUGCACCACCGCUUCCCAUGCCGUCCAUCACCGAGCCAGUUCGCGUCGUCAUCGUCCGGCAUGGUCAAAGCACCUGGAAUGCUGAAGGCCGCAUCCAGGGCAGCACAGAUUUAUCAGUGCUUACAGAAAAGGGAAUCAAGCAAGCUGAGAAAACACGCGACAUGCUGUCCUCCAUGCGCUUCUCCGCAGUGUUUCAGAGCCCCUUGGCCAGAGCUCGGCAAACAGCAGAUGUGGUGCUGCAGGGGCAAUCCACGAGGAUGGGUGAGGAGGACGUCGACGCGGAGGAGGACGUCAUCAGCGGCUCCGAUACCGUACGGCGGAUUACGCUGCCGUCACUGCGGGAGAUCGACCUCUAUCACUUCCAGGGCCUGCUAAAACACGAGGGCAAGGCGCUGUACGGCGAUCAGUACAGCAAAUGGCAAAAAGAGCCGCAUACUUUUGAACUGAACUCUCACGCGCCAGUGAGGGAGCUUUGGCAUCGCGCGUCCCUAGCCUGGCGAAACCUGCUACAGCGGCCCCAACAGGGCGCCGGGGGGUCGACAGUAGCAGCAACAGCAGCAGCAGCAGGUCGACCGGCGGCGGAGGCUGUUGCGCGAACCGACCCGCGGGUAGUCCUCGUGGUGGCUCAUAACGCAAUCAAUCAAGCUCUCGUCGCGACCGCACUGGGCCUGCCGCCGUCAUAUUUCCGACGGCUUCCCCAAAACAACGCCGCAUUGAGCGUCAUUGAUCUGGAGCCCUCAACAGCUACCGUGACAAACACAAACGCUAGCAGCGGCGUUCGGAUUACGUUGUCCUGCCUCAACCAGUCCCCGGACAACCCGUUCAAGAACCCCGACAAGGUGCUGGCGAAUGUGGUGCUGGUGACACCGCCGUCGUCUUCACAUCCACAGCGGCGCAAAGCACAGCAACCUCCGAUAGUGGCGAAAAGGGAGAUGCUGUUGGAAGUGCAGGAGGAGGUGGAGGAAGAGCUGCGUUCCUUGGCGGCAGUGCUGAGCAAGCUGCAGGUAACCCACGUGCUGGCGGGUCCUGGCGUCAGCGCGGCCACUGCGACGGCAUUGCUGGCGGGACAGCAGCCGCCACCUUCAGUGAAGCCACCGCCGGAGCAUGCAGGCCGUGCCGGCGAUGGCGGCAGUGCCGCUGCGGUGGAGUUCCUGCCGUCCAGUGCGCCAGCGGAGGCCAUCUGGCAGCGUGCAGUAUCAUCGCUGGUGACGGCGGCACCGCCGCCGCCGCCAGGCGACGCUCGCUCUUCGUCGUACGGCAAUGUGCUUGUCGUACUCGACGCUGAGAGUCACCCUCCGAAGCGGUUCAAGCUCCGAAACGACGGCAGGGUUGGAGCAUGCUGCAUCGUCAUCUGUGCACACGGCGCAGUGCUGCAGUUUACUGCAGCACCUUUUGUCGUUUGCAGCUCCUCUACAUCGUCAUCAUCAUCAUCAUCAUCAUCAUCACCCGCCAUGUGA